Molecule: messenger RNA, 1509 nt
Organism: Monopterus albus (swamp eel)
Lineage: Eukaryota; Metazoa; Chordata; Actinopteri; Synbranchiformes; Synbranchidae
Gene: slc2a2
Product: solute carrier family 2 member 2
Exons: 12
Coding region: 1-1509 (502 amino acids)
Biological process (GO): dehydroascorbic acid transport
Cellular component (GO): plasma membrane; brush border
Molecular function (GO): D-glucose transmembrane transporter activity
Source: RefSeq, a predicted model, not a curated record
AUGGACUCGGGAAAGAUGACAUGUACUUUGGCACUGGCAGUGUUUACAGCAACUCUAGGGUCCCUGCAGUAUGGAUACAGUCUUGGAGUCAUCAAUGCACCACAGAAGGUCAUUGAAAAGAAUUAUGGGCAUUCCCUGGGGGUGUGGUCAGAGAGAUCGGCUGUCCUGUCAGAAAAUGGCACUGAAGAAGAAGAGUUCUCAGAGGCAGGACAACACCCUGCUGUGGUCAUGUAUUGGUCAUUGUCAGUGGCAAUCUUCGCCAUUGGCGGCAUGUUAUCCUCCUUCCUGGUGGGAUUUGUGGGAGACCUAAGAGGAAGGGUCAAGGGUAUGUUAAUGGUCAAUGUUCUGGCUAUAGCUGCUGGACUGCUGAUGGGUCUCUGCAGGUUGUGGAAACCUCACAUCAUGGUCAUCUCAGGACGCGCUGUUAUGGGCAUUUACUGUGGGUUGACGUCUGGGCUAGUGCCUAUGUACAUUGGAGAAAUCGCACCCAAGGCUUACAGAGGGGCUUUGGGGACGUUACACCAGCUGGCUAUUGUCAGUGGCAUCCUAAUCAGCCAGGUAAUAGGCUUGGACUUUGUACUUGGUAAUGAUGAUAUGUGGCCUCUGCUGCUUGGUCUGUCUGGAGCUCCAGCAAUAUUGCAAACCUUUCUGUUGCCUCUAUGCCCAGAGAGCCCGAGGUACCUUUACAUUCUACUGGGCAAGGAAGAAGAGGCUCGAACAAGUCUAUCUCGUCUAAAUGGGCCAUAUGAUGCAACUUCUGAUCUGGAAGAGAUGAAGAGAGAAAAAGAAGAUAAGGAACCCAGGAUGUCUAUCCUUACUCUGAUCCUCUCCUCUAAGUACAGGAGGCAGCUGUUGGUUGCCCUCAUGAUGCACCUCUCCCAGCAGUUGUCUGGCAUCAAUGCAAUCUUUUAUUACUCCACGGAUAUCUUCACUCGAGCUGGUGUCAGUCAGCCAGCCUAUGCCACUAUAGGAGUUGGGGUCAUUAACACAGUCUUCACUCUGGUGUCUGUUGCACUGGUGGACAAGACUGGUAGGCGUACUCUGAUUCUGGCUGGGCUAGGUGGAAUGUGCUGCUGUGCAAUAGCCAUGACAGUGGGCCUUAAAUUGCAGAAUGACUACUCAUGGAUGAGUUACGUGAGCAUGUCAGCUAUCUUCCUCUUUGUGAGUUUCUUUGAAAUUGGCCCUGGUCCUAUUCCAUGGUUUAUUGUGGCGGAGCUGUUUAGCCAGGGACCUCGGCCUGCUGCGAUUGCUCUUGCUGGCUGCUGCAACUGGACUAGCAACUUCAUCAUAGGCAUGACCUUUCAGUACAUACAGGCUUUGCUAGAUUGUUAUGUGUUCAUCCUGUUUGCUGCGCUGCUUUUCUGCUUCACCAUGUUUACUUAUUUUCUGGUCCCUGAGACCAAGGGAAAAACCUUUGAUGAGAUUGCUGCUCUCUUCCAAAAAGGACGGAAACAAAGACUCAAAGACAAUACUGAACUGGAGCAGCUCAAAACAUCCACAGAUGCAUGA